Prunus avium (sweet cherry) is the source of this 4126-nucleotide messenger RNA. RefSeq names its product ATPase E1-E2 type family protein / haloacid dehalogenase-like hydrolase family protein. Gene Ontology annotation, biological process: calcium ion transmembrane transport. Gene Ontology annotation, molecular function: ATP hydrolysis activity; ATP binding; P-type calcium transporter activity. The record is from RefSeq and is a predicted model, not a curated record. NCBI's taxonomy places the organism in Eukaryota, Viridiplantae, Streptophyta, Magnoliopsida, Rosales, Rosaceae. Gene Ontology annotation, cellular component: intracellular membrane-bounded organelle; plasma membrane.
AAGCAGACAAAUUUGCCGACAAGUUUCUAUAAAUACAAGCCCAACAUGCAUAUCAGAAUGAAGAUCUUUCUAUCAAACGGCUCAUCUUGCUGACUUUUAUCUUUUUGCACCGUAAAACCCUUCUACUUAAAAAACAAGAACAAAAAAAGAAGUCAUGUUAAGCAGCGGGAGUGAUUGUAGCAAAUCGCUGCUUGACGACCUUGACAUCAACCUCAGAGCAAAGAGGAGAUGGCGCAUGGCGUAUCUGGCUUUACGUGUUGUUCGGGUCAUGCUAGAGCUUCCCAAAGAGAUUAUAUCGAGGGCAAGCAACUACGAAGGCGACGAUGAGAUUGUUCACUACAGUUUUGUGUCUGAUGAAGAUGCAGGCCUCAAAGAAAUGGCCAAGGAAAAAGACUUGGCUACUGCUCUAAGUAAGCCCGGAGGAGUAUUUACAGCAGGUCUUGCAACUUCUGAUUAUACCAAAAGCCAUUAUGAUUAUGGAAAAUUGCUCCAUGACAUCACCACAAUCACCUUCACCAGAGCCAAGAAGAGAUGGCGCAUGGCCUUUGCAGCCAUAUACGCUGUCAGGGCAAUGCUUUCGCUUCCCAAAGAGAUUGUAGCCAAGAGAAACAACUACAAACACCGCUCUGAGAUCUUCCACUCUUUUUCUCACACCGCACCGGACAUCGAACCAAACACGGCCUUGGACUUGAAACCAAGAACAAAAUCUCAAACUGAUGCCUACGGUUUUGUCCCCAACCUUGACUUCGACCAUGCAGGGCUCACAACAAUGGUUAAGGAAAGGAACUUGGGUGCUGUAAACGAGUCUGGAGGAAUUAUAGGCAUUGCUGCUUCUCUGAGGACAAACCCUGAAAACGGAAUCUAUGGAAACGAUUUACAUGUCAACAAGCGGCGCGAAGUUUAUGGAUCAAACACCUACCACAAGCAGCCUCCAAAAGGGUUGCUCUAUUUUGUGAUCGACGCUUUAAAAGACACAACCAUUCUGAUUCUAUGUGUCUGCGCAGCACUUUCUCUUGGAUUUGGAAUCAAAGAGCAUGGGGCGAAGGAAGGCUGGUACGAGGGAGGGAGUAUCUUUGUUGCUGUAUUUAUUGUCAUUGCUGUCUCAGCUCUGAGUAACUUUAGACAAGAAUUGCAAUUCGACAAGUUGUCGAAAAUAAGUAGCAACAUCAAAGUUGAGGUACUUAGAGACAGACAGAGACAAGUAGUCUCCAUUUUCAAUAUUGUAGUCGGAGAUGUUGUGUUUCUGAACUUGGGAGAUCAAAUACCUGCAGACGGAUUGUUCCUAGACGGCCAUUCCUUACAAGUGGACGAAUCGAGCAUGACGGGAGAGAGUGACCAUGUAGAAGUUGAUUCUGCCAAGAACCCCUUCCUGUUGUCUGGUGCAAAGGUGGUAGACGGCUAUGCCCGAAUGCUCGUUACAUCAGUUGGGAUGAACACGGCGUGGGGCGAAAUGAUGAGCUCAAUAUCGCAGGACACAAGCGAAAGAACACCAUUACAAGCAAGACUUGACAAACUAACCUCUUCUAUUGGAAAAGUAGGCCUUAUAGUUGCUUUCCUAGUUCUGGUAGUCUUGUUGAUUCGUUAUUUCACCGGUAACACAAAAGAUGAGUACGGAAAUAAGGAGUAUAGUGGUAGCAACAAAAACAUAGAUAAUGUGUUGAACGGAGUGGUUCGAAUUGUUUCUGCUGCAGUCACUAUUGUGGUGGUGGCAAUCCCAGAGGGUUUGCCGUUGGCGGUCACACUAACGCUAGCUUACUCGAUGAAAAGAAUGAUGAAAGAUCAGGCUAUGGUCAGAAAACUACAAGCUUGUGAGACAAUGGGAUCAGCAACCGUUAUUUGUACAGACAAAACAGGUACUUUGACAAAAAAUGAAAUGGAAGUCACUAAGUUUUGGCUUGGCCAAGAACCUAUUGAAAAAGAUAAUUCAAUCAAACAAAAUGUCUCUGAAUUUUUCCAUCAAGGAGUUGGUUUGAACACAACUGGGAGUGUUUACAUACCUCUCUCAGGAUCCAAACCUGACAUCUCUGGCAGUCCAACAGAAAAAGCUAUUCUGUAUUGGGCUGUUUCAGAUUUGGGCAUGGACAUGGAAAAAAUGAAGCUUAGUUAUGAUAUUCUUCAUGUUGAAACAUUUAACUCAGAUAAGAAACGAAGCGGAGUUCUUAUAAAGAAAAAGGAAGAUAAAUACAUCCAUGUGCACUGGAAAGGAGCUGCUGAGAUGAUAGUUGCAAUGUGCUCAAGUUAUUAUGAAACCGACGGAGCUAUAAAGUCGUUGGAUGAAGGAAGUAGGUCUAAAAUUGAGAAAAUAAUCCAAGGCAUGGCAGCUAGCAGCCUCCGGUGCAUUGCUUUUGCUCAUACACAAAUUUUAGAGGAAGAAAUUGAAUACAGCAAUGAUGAGAAGACUCACCCAAGGCUCAAAGAAGAUGAACUGAUCUUGCUAGGAGUAGUUGGUCUCAAAGAUCCAUGUCGACCAGGGGUCCUCAAUGCCGUGAAGAUCUGCAAGUCUGCAGGUGUGCAAAUCAAAAUGAUAACGGGAGACAAUGUUUUCACAGCAAAAGCCAUAGCUACAGAAUGCGGAAUACUACAGAUUGAGGACGAAGCAAAUUAUGGUGAACAAGUGGUAGAAGGAGUCGAGUUUCGAAACUAUUCACACGAAGAGAGAAUGGAAAAGGUUGAUAAGAUCCUCGUGAUGGCCAGAUCCUCCCCGUUCGACAAGCUUCUGAUGGUGCAAUGCUUGAAGCAGAAAAAUCAUGUGGUUGCAGUCACAGGAGACGGCACCAACGACGCACCUGCAUUGAAAGAAGCUGACAUAGGACUCUCCAUGGGGAUCCAGGGCACCGAGGUGGCAAAAGAGAGCUCGGACAUCAUCAUAUUGGACGACAACUUCAACUCUGUGGCCACAGUUUUGAGGUGGGGCAGAUGCGUUUACAACAACAUACAGAAAUUCAUACAAUUUCAGCUUACUGUCAAUGUGGCAGCUCUGGUUAUCAACUUCAUUGCAGCAGUUUCAGCUGGAGAUGUUCCCUUAACAGCAGUUCAACUGUUAUGGGUGAAUCUCAUCAUGGACACUCUUGGUGCUCUGGCUCUUGCAACCGAGCGGCCUACCAAUGAGCUCAUGCAGAAGCAGCCUGUAGGCCGAACCGCGCCGCUCAUAACCAACAUUAUGUGGAGAAACCUUUUAUUUCAAGCUCUGUACCAAAUAGCUGUCCUCUUGAUCUUGCAGUUCCGGGGAGAGUCUAUCUUCAAUGUCACUAGUGAGGUGAACGACACUUUGAUUUUCAAUACUUUUGUGCUCUGUCAAGUUUUCAACGAGUUCAAUUCGAGGAGCAUGGAGAAGCAGAAUGUGUUCAAAGGCAUUCACAGGAACAGACUGUUUAUUGGGAUUGUGGGGGUAACUAUUCUUCUUCAAGUUGUGAUGGUGGAGUUCCUCAAAAAGUUUGCAGAUACAGAGAAGUUGAACUUGCUUCAAUGGGUGACUUGUAUUUUAAUUGCAGCAGUGUCAUGGCCAAUUGGUUGGAUUGUGAAGUGUAUACCUGUCCCGGAAGAACCAGUCUUCGAAAUUAUCAGGAGGUCAAUAGUUACUUUCAAAAGAAAUAUGUGAGCAUAGCUUGGAGACCAGGACAAGACGUCUGGUCUGGUAUUCGAGCGUGGAGCUCUGGGCGUGAACUUAGGGCUACAGGUCCAACAUAUAGAGCUCGAGGCUCUAUAUUUGGAGCUCGGCGCUCGAGGUUCAUGUCCUACAUCCAGAGCUCGAAAUUUGAGUCCAGUCGAGUGCUUGAGGUUUGGGGCCCAGGGCCAAUGCUUGGGGCUUAAAGUCCUAGGCUCCAAUGAAUUAGAAUGAGCAUUAUUCACCUCUACUCAGAAAUUCUCAUUGCAUUCUCAUUCCCAAACCUCAAACAUUGGAAUGAGAAUUGGACUAAAUGCUUAUUCACCUCUAAGAAUGCUCAUUCCAUUUCAUCCCAUUGAACAAAGGUUUACAUAAAGAUAUGUAUCUUCAUAGUAGAAAAUGUUUUAGUUCCAAGAUGAGAUUCUUUGUAUGUUGGUUGGGCUAAAUUUGCUGUAAUCUUUUGAUAGGAGAUGUAAGUGAGAGCCUAGGCUCAAUACAAUCAACAAUCACUCUUUAUUAUUA